Moneuplotes crassus is the source of this 566-nucleotide messenger RNA. Lineage: Eukaryota; Ciliophora; Spirotrichea; Euplotida; Euplotidae. The record is from the annotation of a GenBank genome assembly.
AUGUCAUCAGUUGUGGAUCAAUAUUUGGCAGUCCUGAAUGCUCACCCUCUUAAGACUAAAAUGGUCACACAAGGCCUCCAGAUGUUACUAGCAGAUCUGAUAUCUCAGCAAGUGUCUGGGAACAAGAAAAUUAAUCUGAACAGUCUAUUCAAAAUGACCUUCUGGGGAGUCGCUAUUAGUGCUCCUGUAGGACAUUACUAUUAUGCACACUUUUUAACACAGUCUUUUAACUAUCCUGGUGCUAAAGGAAUUAUUGCCAAGCUGUUGUUUGACCAACUGGUGUUCGCACCCAUUAUCUGUUAUGUCUUCUUGAACUAUAUGAAUGGGUUCAAGCUGAAAGAAUCAUUGAAGAAACUUCCAAAAUUGAUGCUAGCAAAUUGGAAAUUAUGGCCAAUGUGUACCAUUCUGCAGUUACUUUUCUUCGGAGUGCACACAGCAACUAUUUUUGGAGUCUUUGUUGGUUUCAUUUGGGGGUUGUAUUUGACUUUCACUGAGAAUAAAAAGCAGAACCAAGGGAAAUCUAAUAAACAGGAUACUGAUAAUAAAGUUUAAUUUUGAAAAAUCCU